Messenger RNA from Scutellospora calospora, 1684 nucleotides. Lineage: Eukaryota; Fungi; Glomeromycota; Glomeromycetes; Diversisporales; Gigasporaceae. The record is from the annotation of a GenBank genome assembly.
GAACGUAUUCUCCCUAUUGUCAACAACAUCUUUGCCGCGUUGCUCCUAAAUAACAUAGCGAGCGAAGAUGAGUGCUAUACCAUGAUAUUAAAUUUUGCUCAUCUAUCCUUUGAUGCCAUGAAUCGUGAAAAUUCGAUUAUACCUGAAAUUGUAGAAGCUGUGGAUUUUACCUUUGCAAAAGUUCAUUUUUUACAAAUGAUUUUAAUAAAUAUUAAUGAUAUUCCAAUCUCUUUACAAACAAAAUUAUUACCGAAUCCAUUAUUAACAAAGGAUUCAAAACAAACAUUUUGUAUAUUGAAAACCUUUUUCGAUGUAUUGGAGAAUUAUCCGGAAUGUAAUUUACUUACACCGAUGGUUAUGUCUAUCGAUAGAAACGUGUAUCCUUUGCAAAACGUUUCGUUUGUGUUUGAAUAUCGCAUGCUGGAAUCAUUGUUGCUUUCACGGAGUUUUAUUCUAUGUACCUUGAUCAUUGACUGCUGGGGUUGUGUUGGUAAGGUUUUAGACAGUCAUGUGUUGUAUCAAGAAGCUAUGCUAAUAUUAGAAAUUAUAAUUGGCCUUGUAUGUACGCCUUCAACUCGUUACCGACUAAGGAGGCUAUUUAAACGCUUAUUCGCAUUUCUCAAUGUAGAGCAGCAGCUUAAAUUAUCAAAGUUUGCUCUUUCUUAUACCUUACAAACAAGUGAAAACAUUACACAAACAUUAUCUACAACUGUCUACGCAAAUGACGUCGAGAAUAAUUCGGUUAAUUGCAUGAAAUUGUAUACAUUGAUUAAUUCAUACCUUGAAAAGAAUUCGAUACAUUCUGUCGAUGACUUGUUCUCAACUGCAAGUUAUUUACUUGUUUUACAAUCCAAAAAUUCAAUACCAUGGUGCAUCAAAGAUGAAGGCGACGUUAAAUAUGUCUUAUUUAAUAUCGCAUUGACUAUUUUAAAAAAUUCUAUUAAUUGCAUUGGUUCGCUAUCAGACUUUUGUCCAUCAUCAAUCGAAUUUCGAAAGAUAUUUGUUACAAUCGAUGGUGUGCUUAGAUUUAUGAUAAACUUAGAACCAUUAACUUUAGCAGAAAUACUGGAGGUGCUUAAAACGGUGGAUCAUUGGACUUCUUUGAAUAAUUGUAUUUGUCAUAUUACUUUAUGUAAAUUUAUUGACAAGUUCACGGAAAUUUUGCUUGAAACAAACGACAAGCAAAUUAUUACGGUUAUUGACUCGAUUUAUGAAAAAAUAUUAAUACGCACACGAUGGUUUACAAAACACGAAGUUAUUGCUCAAAUUGCCGGCUAUACGCAACAUUCACGGAAUAUCGAAAUAAUUCAACCUGUUAUAAUACAACAAUUGCAUGAGCCAGUUAUGAGAUUUAUAAAUCGAAUACCAUCACAUUUUGGUGAUGAAUCAAUCUCAGAAAUAAAUUUCUGGCGAUUUGUAGAAGGUAGAAAUGAACAGCAUUUUCGCGUUAUGCAACUGGAAGAUUUAUUCAACAAAAACUUUAUUUCAACUACAAAAAAAAUACUUUCAAAUUCAAUCAAAAUCAAUUAUGAUAUAAAUGAUUCAACUCUGGAAUGUUUAAAAGGAGCUCACUUAGUAAAUGGAUUUAUUCAAAAUUACUUAGCAGAACACCAUUCUGAGGUUUCUUCUGAACUAAAAUUAGUUUUUAAUGAUUUAAAAGAUAAUUUAAUAACCUUUUUCCAAA